AUGGAUGAACCUGGCUUAGCAUGGCCCUCCUGGAAGUUCGGCAUGAAGAGGGAUGACCUCUUCACCACCCUCCAGGACCAGUACAAUACCAUUCCCUCUUCCAUCCAGGACCCCGAGGCCUUCCACCACGACGUCUACGAGAUCUCCCACGAGGCUUCCUCCCCCGAUGAGUUCCACCGCCUGAUGGCCGAGCGCAAGGAGCAGCGCAUCCGUGAGCUCAACGAUUCGCUCGAAUCUGCCGCUCUCGAGAUCAUCGCCAACCCUUCUCUCAUCGGCACCGAGCAAUGGCAACAUGCUGUCCAGCUCUUCCGAACCAAGUCUCUCGACUCGCUCGUCCGCUACUUCUCCUCCUACCUUCCUCUGAACCACCCUUGGCACCGGCCAGACGAGCCUUCCUUGUUUGACGACGGCGAGAAGGCCCUGACUCGCGAGCCCCUCUCCAUUUCCACCUGCGUCUCCUCCCAUCUUCCUCCCUCUCCGCGCUCGAUGACCAUGUACUCUGAUUCUUCGGCUGCCUCUCCAAUUGAGCGUGAUGCUCAUGAAGACCAUCCUUAUCUUGAGCACCUCUCCCCGGUCACGAGUGCAUCCUUCUCCGAGUCUGAACCCGACCAUUUCCACCCCGCCGACAUAUACCAUCUUCGUGACGACGAAGGGUUCUCCCAACUGGCCGUGCAGGCCGGCGCGGAGACACCCGACUCGUCCAUCUCUGACGCAUCAGAGACUCACCAGAAGGAGUUUCUGGCCCUCGCCGACGAUGAUCACAAUACUGCAGACAAGGAGUCGCAGCAAGAAUCCGUCGACGAGACGACGCCCGAAAACAUGGAGUCGGACACGCCCACACCCAAGCCAGAGUUCUCUGCCUUGUCAUUCUUCGAAGCGAAGCCUUCGCCGCUUUCAUCCUCCAUACGACACCGGAGCUUGUCGCCAUCAAGGCUGCAUCCUCUCUCUACGCACCCCAUCGCCGAUUGUCGACGGUCGCGAUCACCGCGCAAGAAGCGCCGAGAUCACAGCCCUGUCGGUAGAGGCAGGAGGGUACUUGGACAGGUGUCCAGCACCCGUAUACAAAAGUCAGUACCCGACGCCGUCCCCUCGAGGACGAGGGGGCGUCAGCGCGUCGAUCGUGAUGAGGCUGGCCGGAGCUAG
Thyridium curvatum is the source of this 1143-nucleotide messenger RNA. RefSeq lists its product as uncharacterized. Lineage: Eukaryota; Fungi; Ascomycota; Sordariomycetes; Thyridiales; Thyridiaceae. The transcript has a single exon. Bases 1 to 1143 code for a protein of 380 amino acids. The record is from RefSeq and is a predicted model, not a curated record.